CUGGCCCCCUGGCCCCCUGGCCCUGCCACAAAAGCGGCUUGCCAUGGCACCAUGAAGCGACGAAUGGAACAUGGAACUUCCAGUGAAGUGGAGAAAUGCCCUGAGUCCAUGAAGGCUCUGCCUGAGUUCGCAGGACUGCGCGCGUUCCUGCGAAACCAUCGGAAAAUGAUAUGCCUGAGUUUUCUUUGCUUGUGCUCCAUCCUGUUGUGGUGGCCUGUCGAGUUGAAUCGCAACUAUCAUGUGCAGGAUCGCGUGGCGUCGCUGAAUGCGGAGCUGCAGGGACGAUCGCCGCAGGAGAUCCUACAAUGGGCAAAGAGAUUGCCCGGAGGGGUGGUCCAGUUCAG
Molecule: messenger RNA, 344 nt
Organism: Cladocopium goreaui
Lineage: Eukaryota; Dinophyceae; Suessiales; Symbiodiniaceae
Source: the annotation of a GenBank genome assembly